This is a messenger RNA of Closterium sp. NIES-65, 3990 nucleotides long. The record is from the annotation of a GenBank genome assembly. NCBI's taxonomy places the organism in Eukaryota, Viridiplantae, Streptophyta, Zygnematophyceae, Desmidiales, Closteriaceae.
AUGCAUCACGGCGAAUCCGAUUAUCUGCUUCUGCAGGUCCCCAUUCGCUGGACCCCGCCGCAUUCGCCACGCGUCCUGAACGUGGCGAUGCACGUUGGCGAAACUGGUAACCCGUCCGUAAAAAGCCGCGGAUUCCCCGUCGCUUUGCACCUUCGUCCAGACGACGCAUCUCAGCAGCCAACCGCCGGCAGCAGCUUCGGCAACGUUCCGUCGAUUGUGUCCCCCCGGCACUGCCCUCUUCCGCCUCAUCCCCCCCACUGGCAAUCUUCCCCCGAUGUUCCCCGCGGGUCCGCGGCGGCAGGUCCCCGCGAACUCCCCCGGCAGCACUGCGGCAGGCCCGCGACGCGUGGCGCCGCAGAUGCAUGCGCCGCGGUUGCGCGCCAUGGCGGCGGCGAGAUCAUCCUAGAGACGGAAAGCGGCGAAACAGCGCCGCGAGCAGUAACGACCGAACCGCUGGUACCGGAAAAACCUACUACCGUGUCUGGAAGACCCGCAUCGCACGAGGACGUCAGCUGCUUCUUGCCUGUCAGCCGCGAUAACUUCAACCGACGCAGAAGCUUCGAAGAAACAACAUUGUAUCACCGGUGGCACGCAGAGGCCGGCGCACGCGUGGCGCCACUGCCGCCGACCGCGGUUGAGAAAGGCGGAAGCUUCGCGUCCAACGAAUCGGACGGUCCGGGCGAGUCUAGCUGGGAAAAGGAGUUUCUGGAUUGGACGGAGGAGUGCGCCGUUGGCGCCGCCGCCACGCCACGUUUAGAGACGGCAGAGGCGGCUCGAAGGGCGUCCGGCGUGGCGCCGCCGACGCCGCCGGCAUUGGCGCAAACGUCGAAACUGACGGAGGACGUUCGACCGAAGUACGGCAAUUUCUCUCUUCGAUACCUGGGGGGAAGCAAAGCCGCGCACCGAGUGGAGCCGCAUGAAGACGGGGAGAAGGCGCACGAUAUGAUCUCCCCGCGAGAUGACGGUCACUCUCGCGGAAGCGGAAAGCAUUCCCGCGCAAGCGGCGGGCACUACAAUCUUUUCUCGCGCAGCAGCAGCAGGGAAGACGCACAUUCCCGCGGAAGUGGCGGAGACGACGCGCACUCCCGCGGAAGCGGCGGGGAUGAUGGGCAUUCCCGCGCAAGCGGGGGGGAUGAUGCGCACUCCCGCACAAGCAGCGGGCACUACAACCUCUUCUCGCGCAGCAGCACGCGGAAAGAACGAGCCGUUGCCGCCGCAACAAGCGGCGCCAAUGCCGUUGCGACAGCAGUAGCACCUGGGGAACCUUCGCAAGUGGCAAGACAGAUGACGUCAGGAUCAACUGCAACGUCAUAUUGCGGUUCGGACUCGUCUUUCGGGGAUCGAACCGCCGGCAUCGGAUUUCCCUACCACGAUCCAUUUUCCGCCUCCCCCCACGCCCGCGCGUUUCCGCCGCGGCUUCCGCACCCACCGUCCCCCUCCAGCUCUCCGUUCCCCUCCGUAAUAGGAGUAGCAACGGCGGCGGCAACACCGGCGACAGCGGCAGAGGCGGAAAUUAAUGCGAUGAAAAAGCGACUGGGUGCGAAGAUGCAGUUUUCCACGUGGGAGCAGCAGCAGAAGGAGCGGAAGCAGCAGCAAGACGCGGCGGCGAGUGCGGCGCAGCGCGCGCUGAAGCAAGCGCAGGAGGAGCUGCUGAUCCCCAAGUACAACGCGCCGGGACACGCGGAGCCGCCGCACCCGACGCAUCAGGCGCCGCCUCACCCGCCGUUCCAGGCGCCGCACCACGCGCCGCAACAGGCGCCGCUCCAGCAGCCCAGUCCGCCGAAAACCUCCGUGCCGGAGGCAAAACUGCUGGAGACGAAAUUGCCGCCCGGAGUACCGAUAUUCGGCAGUAAAGUGGAGCACUCAGGCAUUUCCAGCAACGGCGAUCAUGGCGGCAUGCCUUGGGGCAGGGAAAUUCGCAGGGGCUACGAGGAGUGCGGAAGCGUCGAGAGUGGUGCUGUUGGGUUUGGAGGCGGAGUGGCCCGGUCUGUGAGCCGAGACAGUGCUGAUGGGGGGGGGGCGUGGAGGAGGGAUGGCGGGAGGAGCAACACACCGCCGGUGGAGCAUGGCAUGUGGGGCAGGGAGCAAGGGAGGAGUGGCGGAGAGUGCGGUGGUGUGCGGUUGGGAGACGUGGGGAGGGGUGACAGGGAGUGCAGUGGGGCGUGGAGGAAUAACUGGGAGUGCAACAGCAUGGGGUGGGACCACGGGGAGUCAUACAAUGUGGGCAGCAACGCGAGCAGCGUUGAUAACAGGGUUGCAAGUAGCAGCCAUGGCCAAUCUUCUUCUCACCAUCAUGCACGCGAUUCGGCAUAUCGUACACACAACGCCCAUCACUACUCUCCUCCUGUCAGCCACGUGUCACAUGGCUAUGCUGACUCAGCAGCCGGAGCAGCAGCAGCAGCCUUAAAACCGUCGCCACCUGGCAGCACGGUCGCAUUAUCCGGGGCAUCAGGCCACGUGGCACCAUCCCACGUGGCACCAUCCAACGUGGCAUCAGGCCACGUGGCAUCUAGUGGAGGCUGCAGGGUGUUCUCUCCGGAGCAGCUCAUCGCAGCAACCAAUGGCUUCCACUCCUCCAACCUGCUCGGCGCUGGUGCCUUCGGCCAGGUGUUCAAGGGCAACCUCUUGGGCUGUGUUCGGGGGCAACCUGCUGGGCUGAGACGUGGCGAUCAAGAAGCUUCAGGGCAGCGGGUGGCAGGGCGAGGAGGAGUAUGGCACAGAGGUGCAUGUGCUGUCGCGCAUGCGCCACCCUCGAUCCCCCUCCGUUCUCUGCUCCCUGCUCUCCCCUCUCUCUCCCCACAGGUAUUCAAGGGGAGUCUGUUAGGCUGCGAGGUGGCGAUCAAGCGGUUGGAGGGCAACGGUUGGCAGGGAGAGGAGGAGUAUGGCACAGAGGUGCACGUGCUGUCGCGCAUGCGCCAUCCUCACAUAGUGCUGCUCAUGGGCCACUGCCCCGCCAUCAACUGCCUCGUCUACGAGUUCCUUCCCGGAGGGGACCUUUCACACCACCUCUGCUCUGCUGCUGCGUCCCACCCUGCGUCUUCUGGUGGUGGCGCUGGUGCUUCUACUGCUGGUGGUGCCGCGGCGACCAGCGCUUUGUCUUCACUCUGCCGCCCGCUCUCCUGGCCGGAUCGGAUCCGAAUCUUAUCCGAGAUCUCCGGCGCGCUGCUCUACCUGCACCAGCACUCGCCCCCGAUCGCCCACCGCGACUUAAAGCCGCAGAACAUCCUCCUCGAUACAAGCCUCCGCGCUAAGCUUGCUGACGUGGGCUUGGCUCGCCUUAUCGACUGCGGAAACGGGGACGAAUACGGAGAAGGAGGAGGGGGGAAUGUGACGGCGAGAGUGAGGGGAACGGUGGGUUAUAUUGACCCGGAGGAGCUGGUUACGUGUGAGGUGUCGGUUUUAGGGGAUGUGUAUGCGUUGGGGGUGGUGAUGCUGCAGAUGCUGAUGGGGGACCCAGUGGUGAAGCAGACUGUGAAGGCAGUGAAUGUGAUUAUAGGGAGGCUGGACGACUCAGGAGGGAAGUGGGAUCGUGGUGCGGCGGCUGAGGUGGCAGCGAUCGCAAUCUGCUGCACCAGUAGGAGGCGAGCGAGCCGACCGGACCUUGAAAGGGAGGUGCAUGAGGUGCUGAUGCAGCUGGCAGAGGAGAGUGCUGGGAGUGUGGAGAGGCUGCAAGAUGCGGCCGACAGUCACCUGCUCUGUCCCCUGUCUAAGUCAUUUCUUGAAAGAGAGGUGCAUGAGGUGCUGAUGCAGCUGGCAGAGAAGAGUGCUGGGAGUGUGGAGAGGCAGCAAGAUGCAGCUGACAGUCACCUGCUCUGUCCCCUGUCUAAGAUGCGCAUGAGGGAACCAGUGGUGGCAGCAGAUGGGUACACCUACGAGAGGAAGGAGAUAGAGAAAUGGAUGGAGACCAACAGCAGGUCUCCCAUCACAGGAGAGCCGUUUGAGCAUCCCAUGCUCACUCCCAACAAUGCGAUGAAUGUGAUAAUCCAAUAA